Molecule: messenger RNA, 3206 nt
Organism: Ceratitis capitata (Mediterranean fruit fly)
Lineage: Eukaryota; Metazoa; Arthropoda; Insecta; Diptera; Tephritidae
Product: DNA fragmentation factor subunit alpha-like
Biological process (GO): apoptotic process; regulation of apoptotic process
Source: RefSeq, a predicted model, not a curated record
UUUGUAUCUUUACAGAUCAAGGAUGUGACUCGCAAUAUCAAAAAAGCCGUCGUCGCUGCCACACUCGAGGAAUUACGCUCAAAGGUAGCUGAAAAAUUCGAUCAUAUCGAGGAUCAGCCACCAACCAUACAUUUGGACUCGGAUGGCACGGAAAUCGAUGAUGAGGAGUAUUUCCGUACUUUAGAUGAGAAUACGGAAUUGAUAGCGGUAUUUCCCGGCGAGCAUUGGAUUGAUCCCACUAACUACGUCACCAUAACCAGUCAUCAUCGUGGCAGUAAUAGCGGCAUUGUUGGCAGCGGAGUCGGCAGCGGUGGAGUGGGUGUCGGUGUUGGCGACCAGCCUACUGAUACCACCGAUGCGGCGGCUGAGACGGCGCGCAUCAAACAAUUGGUCGGACAACUGCAAAACAAUCUAUGCAAUGUGUCGGUAUUGAGCGAUCCGGAUUUGGAUUCUUUAUCGAAUAUGGAUCCGAAUUCAUUGGUGGAUAUAACGGGCAAGGUUUUUUUGGAGCAAUUGAAGGAUUCAGGCAGACCAUUGUGUGCAAAGCGAAACGCUGAGGACCGAAUUAACCUGUUAAAGCUGUUACGUGAAGGCGCCAUAUUUUGUUCCGAACGUUAUCCGGAAGAUGCGGAGGCCAUUGAUAUGGAGAUUAGUCGUCAAUUGAAUAUGGAUGUAGCGCAAACAACAACAACAGUGACGACUAAUACAAAUACAACAACAACAAUUACAGCGAAUACAACAACAGUGAAUAUCGGUGUGUUAACACCACAGCAGCAACAACAGCAAUUACAACAACUACAACUACAACAACAACUACAACAACAACAGCAGCAACAACUACAACAGACUAAUAAAACAAACAAGACAAUCGAACAAGUGCAAAAUGUAGCGGCAGCGGCAGUGGUGGCGGCCGCUCAACGUAGAGCGGCAAUGGAGGCGCAAAUGACAUCGGUGGAUGUGGUGACCAUUGUGGAGACACAUGUCGCAGCGGCAGUAACAGCAACGGCAACAACACAAAAUACGCAAAAUAAUAAUCAACAAAAGUUGACAACAGCAGCCAGCAGUAACAACAAUAACAAAACAAACGAUAUUUGACUACCGAUUUUUAGUAGCAUAACUUGAAAUAUGGAAAACGUUUACAAAGAGAAGGGUUAAAAGUGCGUAGAAGAGAGAGAGAGAGAGAGAGAGGGAGAGAGAGUUGAAAGUCGAGCGAUUGGGAGCAGUUAAUAAUGGUGUUUUUCGUAUUGAUAACGGUAAAUCAAUAUAAUACGUGUAUGUAUGUUUGUGAAAUUGAUAGUUAACGUACGAUUUUUGUGUAUAUGUCGCUCUACACUCUACAACAACAGAAACAAAUCAAGAAUAUAAAAGGAAUUAUAUUAAGACUUUGUGUGAUCGCGUAAAUAUCAGCAAAUUGCUGAUUUAAUGGCGAAAAGAUUAGUAAGCGUAUAUACGUACAUACAUAUUGAUGAUAAAGUAGUUAAAAAAAAAUGAAACAGAUUUUAAGAAUUUAUGCGAAAAAUUCGUAACAACCUUUGAACAUUUAAUUUUUGGACUAGAGGUAAGGUGAAAAUGUUAAUAAUAAGGAAAACUUGGUGGCAAAUUAAGUUGGAAAUUAGUUAAUAACUCACUCUUCUAUUAAAAUUUACGAAAAUAAAUUGAAUAUUAUUUAAAUGAAUCAUGCUUGAGUUUUUACUCUCAAUACCAUUUUUUGUCAGAGAUUUUUUUUUGUCUUGUCAUAAUUGAUGGUCACUUGAAUUUUAUUGUCUGUUUGAUUUUAAAUAUUGAUUCAGUUUCUUUUGUUAUAAAUGUAAUGUUAAAAUCAUACAACGUUUAUAAUGAAAAUUAAUAACAGUAUUUAUUUUUUUUAGUUAGCUUUAAAUAUGAGUUUUUUUUUUAAUCUUAAUAAUAAUAAUACAUUUUUUAUUAUAAUUCUUUUGUUAAUUUCAUCACAUUAAAAUCCCUUAGCCACAAACUUUCAUGUUCAUCAAUUUAGUUGUGCAAUAAAUAAUAAUUAUUUUUUAAAUAAAAUAUACAUAUUCAUGCACUUAAUGAGCAUUUUGUAACUUGAACUUAUUCAUAAAGAGCUCAAAAAUCACUAAAAAUUAUUACUCACAAAGAAAAAAUCGCAAAAUAAUCACUCAUAAAUCACUAAGCUCUAACAUCACUUAAAAAUCAGUCAAAAAUUACUCACUACUAUCACCGCAUAUAACAAAAAAAAAAAAAAUACAAAAAAUCUUAGAAGAAGCACUCAUUUAGCAUAAAUCAACCCACACUAGUGUUUUAACGUUAACUGUUUUUACGAAAGGUAAGUAACGCACGCAUACGUGUAGUAAUGGCGCAAGAGAUACUGAAAGUAAAUAAAACCAAAGAACAAACGAGAAUCAUAAUGUUAACGUCAAAUAAAUAACAUACAAAACUACAUAAAUAUACAUGUGUAUGUGAAAUGUGUACAUUUAUGUCAAAGAUUUUACAAUUUUACAAUUACACUCGCAUACAAACAGACACAUUUACGAAUAUAUCCCGAAGCUUCAUACAUACAUAGUUACAAUUAAGAUUGACGAAUAAAAAAAAACCAAAAACGUAUUUAACAGUACAUAAAUAAGCAAACAACUAUACAACCCUGUGGCAAAUAGAUUAUGACUCUUACAAAUUAGUAUAACAUUUAAAAUAAUUUAAUAUUAAAUAUAAAUAAAUUAAACACAAAGAACAUAAAGCGUUAGUUGAAAAGAGACGGCAAUAAUUACCUACUAAACAGACAAAAACCUUGCAUUGGGAAAAAAAAUUCUAUCAAUAAUUGUACUCCUAUACAUACAUACAUACUUAUGCUAAACCUAAGAAUUUUCCCAACAAAAAAUAAACAACAAAAAAAGAAAAACUCAUAAAAUAUCUACUACUUUUAGUGCAACCAUCCUUUGAUAGUAAAACAUAUAUUGUGCAUAUAUACAUACAUAUGUAUGACGAAUUUGUGUGUGAAAAAAAUUUGAAAAAGUAAAUAAUAGUAAAUAACCGGAGCCAGUUGUUGAGUCGCGCUUGUUCCUUAAACUUAAGUAAAAAAAGUGUAAGUGAAUGAAAACAUAACCUAACAUAAGUCGGCGUAUGAAUAACGUUAGAUGUCUGUAAACGAAAGUUAACGUAACGUAAAAGUUAAAGGAAAACGUAAAACAGGAAUUAAGAAGAAACACAAAAUAAACGUAGCUACAUAUACA